AUGGUGCGUAGAGAAAAUAUUGAGUCUUUAGAUUUGUUGUUGCGUGAUCUUUGUAAUCCUGAUAUGCCUUUUGGUGGAAAAGUGUUUCGAUUAACAGAAAACAUUCGAGCCAAAGAAGACCCUAUGUAUGCAUCAUUCUUGCUGUCUCUUGGCAAUGGACAGUUACAGUCACCUGAAAAUUCUUAUGUUCAGCUCCCAGAGCAUAUUAUCAAAUACUGUGCUCCUGAUGAAAACCCUGUUUCUACAUUGGCUGCAACAAUAUUCCCUGAAAUUAAUGUCCCAGGGGUUGAUAGCAGCAUAUUUAAUGAAAGAGCAAUCAUCACACCCAUGAAUGAAGAUGUAGAUGCCAUAAAUGAACACAUGAUUGGCAUGUUUCCUGGUGUACCUACUACAUAUGUGAGUUUUGACUCAGUUCUUGAUGAUAACUGCACAAUAUAUCCUACUGAGUUUCUAAAUUCACUCUGUCCGGGGGAAAUGAGUCCUCACAAGCUUGAGCUGAAAAUAGGCAGUCCUGUUAUAUUAUUGCGCAAUUUAGCACCAUCUAAGGGCAUGUGCAAUGGAACUCGUCUUAUUUGUAGAGGGUUUCUUCCUAAUUCUAUUGUAUGUGAAAUAUCAUCAGGCCAUUAUAAAGGCACGUUUUAUUUUGUACCUCGAGUGAAUUUGAGACCUUCGGCUUCUUCUAAGUAUCCAUUUCAGUUUGAGCGUAAGCAGUUCCCAUUAAAAUUAAGUUUUGCAAUGACAGUAAACAAGUCUCAAGGCCAAACCUUGAAUCGAGUGUUGGUGUAUCUUCCAUGCCCAUGUUUCUCACAUGGCCAAUUAUAUGUUGCUCUUUCACGUGCUAAACGAUCUGCUAAGGUUACUGUUUACAUGCCUCAACCAUCAGCUGCUAUUCUUAAGUCAAGUGUUAAGAAUAUUGUGUCCUACAAUGAAGGCCAUUUUGCAAAGAUUCUUCCCUCUGAUAUACAGCUGCUAAGGGAUGACAUGAUAAUGAAACCUCAAUAUGUUCCUUUGGACAAAUUAACUCCCAAGACUAAUAAAUAUAAGAUCAAGGUUAAAGUCAAGGAAAAGUCACCUGCGAAAUACCCAGGCACCAAAAAGGCUUUCCAGAAACUUGUCUUUGAAGAUGACGAGGGUAACAAAAUCAGGGACACAUUAUUUGAUGAUGAGAUAGAAAAUUUUGAACAUAUUUUAGAGCAUGAGAAGGAGUACAUCAUAGCAGAUGCACCAGUUAGGAACACUAAUGCAUUGUAUCGCCACAAAUAA
Chenopodium quinoa (quinoa) is the source of this 1263-nucleotide messenger RNA. RefSeq lists its product as uncharacterized. Bases 1 to 1263 code for a protein of 420 amino acids. The transcript has 7 exons. Lineage: Eukaryota; Viridiplantae; Streptophyta; Magnoliopsida; Caryophyllales; Amaranthaceae. The record is from RefSeq and is a predicted model, not a curated record.